Molecule: messenger RNA, 1332 nt
Organism: Nelumbo nucifera (sacred lotus)
Lineage: Eukaryota; Viridiplantae; Streptophyta; Magnoliopsida; Proteales; Nelumbonaceae
Source: RefSeq, a predicted model, not a curated record
AUGGGAGGAAGACGAAGAGUAUCGUUCAGGGUUCUGCAGCGGCUUGUCACCCCAUUUCUUCCCUUCAUUCCAGAAGUUCAAGAGCCAGAGAUGAGAGUUCCUUUAAGAGAGAAGCUCAUCAACACGGCCAUGGCGGUUCUGAUCUAUCUUCUUUGCAGCCGGCUUCCUCUCUACGGCAUCCAGUCCGUAAUGGCCGCUGACCCAUUAUACUGGUUACGUGCUAUUCUCGCUUCGACUCGUGGGACCGUCAUGGAACUCGGCGUCGCCCCCAUCGCAUCAUCUAGACUUGCCAUGCAGUUCUUUCUCUGUGCAAACAUCAUCAAGAUCGACAGCCGUGUGCAUGAGGAGCAGAUCCUCCUCUAUAAUGCCAAGAAGUUGCUGGGUUUCUUGUUCGGCGUCGGACUAGCGGUUGCGCACGUUCAAUCUGGAGCCUAUGGCAGUCCUGCCCAACUUGGAGUCCUCAACACCGUUCUCGUCGUCUGUCAACUCUGUCUCGCCACUGUUAUUAUGUUGCUGUUGGACGAAUUUCUUCAGAAAGGUUAUGGCCUGGGGUCUGCUACUUCUCUUUUCUCUGCGACCAGUAAAUGCGAGGAGAUCAUCUGCGAAAUAUUCAGUUCCCCGGUCGAAGGUACUAUUGUUGCUUCAUUCCAUCUGUCGGACUUGCUGGCUACGCUCUUCAUUUUCGCUAUUGUUGUCUACCUCCAAGAGUUCUAUGUUGCUUUCCCCUUGAAGUCAAAGAAGUGUGCCUACGGACAAGAAGGAGAGUUGUAUCGAGUAAAGCUAUUCUAUGCCUCCAGCAUGCCAGUUGUUCUGCAAUCUGCAUUCGUGUCCACUGUUUACUUUAUAUUUCAGAAGAUACAGAGGUGGUGCAAUGGAAAUUUGAUUGUUGAUAUGCUCGGUACAUGGGAGGAGUCGGAUGGUGAAUUGGUUGCUGUUGGUGGGUUUGCUCACUAUUUCACUGCACCAACUAGUUUGGCGGAUAUGGCGGAAAAUCCUCUUCGUGCUCUGCUCUAUAUUGGGUUUAUGCUAUCCUUCUGUGCAGUGUUUUCCCAAACUUGGAUUGAAGUCUCUGGAUCAUCUGCUAAAGAUGUUGCGAAGAAGCUCAUCAAGGAUCGACAUACGAUGAUAAGUAGACGUGAAAAGAUGCUUUUACACAAGGAAUUGAAUGGCUACAUACCCAUCGUUGCAGCCACUGGAGGCAUGUUUAUUGGUGGGUUGGCGUUUUUGGCAGAUUUGAUGGGGACGAGCGCUUCAGGGACUGGAAUUCUGUCUAUUGUCACAACCAUAAGUCAGUGCAUCGAGACGUUUGAGAAGGAGAGGGCCAGUCUUUGA